CAUAUAUAAACAUACCCCAUCCAAAUUAGCCUAAACAAGGAUGAAACCCAACCAAUAUUAUUAUCCACUCAUUCACACCACAAAACCAUCAACCUUUAACAUGCAUUUACUCCAAAAUGGCAACUUCUCAUAUCAUAGUCUCCAUUAAAACCCUUAUAAAUGCCAUUAAUUACUGUAUAUAAUAUAUAUAUAUAUCUUUCUCUCUCUUUAGAACUUGAUAGCAAAGCGUUUCAAAAGGGAAUGCAUGAAAACAUCACCAAGUGUAUAGCCUAUAUAUAGACAUUCUCUGCCACGUGUCAUAAAUCCACCCAUUCCCUGCAUGAUCCCUCCACGUUGAUAUAUAUCCAAACACCUCCAAAGAACCAGAAGAAGAAGAGGAAAUCAUCAAUGGCUAAGCUAUCCUGCAGAGCAUCAGACAGGCUUCUCCUAGCUAUCAACUACGCGUUGCUCAUCGGCGGCUCAGUCUCCUCCACCAUGCUCACCCGCUUCUACUUCAUUCAUGGCGGCUCAAGCAGGUGGCUCACCACCAUAGUCCAAUCCUCAGCCUUCCCCCUUCUUCUCAUCCCCAUCAUCAUCUCCUCCACCACCACCUCCACUCCCAUCUUCUCCAACUUCACUCCCAAACUCCUCCUUCUCUGCCUCGCCAUUGGCCUGCUCAAUGGUGUAAACAACUUGCUCAUCUCUUGGGGCAUCUCUUACCUCCCUGUUUCCACUUCAUCCUUGAUUCUCUCAUCUCAACUCGCCUUCACUCUAAUCUUAUCUGCUCUUCUUGUUCACCAACCCAUCACUUUUGUAAACCUCAACUGUGUGAUUCUCCUGACGCUAAGUUCAGUUCUACUGGCCAUUGGAUCGGAGGACGGUGACCGGAAGGAUGGCAUAACAAAGUUGCAGUAUUUCUUAGGGUUUAUUGCGACGGUGGGUGCAGCACUAUUGUUUUCUUUAUACUUGCCUUUAGUGCAGUUGGUAUACAAGAGGUUGAGUAAGUACAAGAUGGUGAUGGAGAUGCAGGUAAUAAUGCAAGGGGCGGCAACAGGGUUGGCUUUGGUGGGGAUGGUGGCCGGAGGAGGAGUGGAGGAGGUGAGGAAGGAGGGGAAAGGAGAAGGAGAGUUUGAGUAUGGUGGAGAGGUUUAUUGGGGGGUGGUGGUGGUGGUGACAGGGGUUUGUUGGCAAAUGUGCUUCAUGGGGACAGCGGGGUUGGUGUUCUUGACGUCGUCGUUGAACUGUGGGAUUUGCAUGACGGCGACGUUGGUGGUGAAUGUGGUUGGGGGUGUUGUGGUUUUUGGAGAUGGGUUUGGGGGAGUGAAGGGAGUGUCUUGUGUGUUGUGUUUGUGGGGGUUUUGUUCUUAUUUUUAUGGGGAGUAUAGGAAGAAGAAGGAGGAGGAGAUGGAG
Molecule: messenger RNA, 1389 nt
Organism: Dioscorea cayenensis subsp. rotundata (Guinea yam)
Lineage: Eukaryota; Viridiplantae; Streptophyta; Magnoliopsida; Dioscoreales; Dioscoreaceae
Product: probable purine permease 4
Exons: 1
Cellular component (GO): membrane
Molecular function (GO): purine nucleoside transmembrane transporter activity
Source: RefSeq, a predicted model, not a curated record